Messenger RNA from Amoebophrya sp. A25, 13114 nucleotides. The record is from the annotation of a GenBank genome assembly. Lineage: Eukaryota; Dinophyceae; Syndiniales; Amoebophryaceae.
GGUCAAGAUUGUCCUCACUGAAAAACGAUUAUAUAACGAACAUGCCUAGGACAAUUUCGCAAGUGAAUUCGAAAACAUAAUGGAGUUAAACGUAUGUGCUAGCAAAAAACAGUUCGUGUUUCAUGAAAAAAGAGUUCGGUAGGCAUCGUUCAUAAUCGGCUCGCACUAGAUCCUGUGAUCAGCGUCUAGAGAGAGAGAGAGAGAAGAUUGUGAUUUAGAGUGCGAGGGCUCGUAGAAUCGAGAAUGCCCGCCGUAGAGUGCGAGGGCUCGUAGAACCGAGGUGACGAUGAACUCGGUCUGUUCGAUUCAUUCGUCUCUUAUCGUGAAACUUCGUCUCCCCAAUCCCAAACCGGAAAAAGCUAUAGAUUCUGCAUCUAACUAGUAGAAAAUGAUAAUCACAACUACAGCAAAAAACAAAGCAAUAAAGGUGAUUGAUUUAGUACUAUUGAGACUAACUUAUGUGUAGAAGUUUACAUCGCAAUCUUUAUCUACCACAAAUCAAUGGACGGUCAAUUAUGAAGUAGAUUCAACCUACGCGGCUCUUUGAAGUGUUGAAAAACUCGUAGCGGCGUCGACCCGGAGCGGGAGGAAUUGACUCGGAUUCCCAGGACUCGCAAGACGCACCCCUUAACAGCUUCUUCUAGUACCCCAACCCCAACAUCAAGAACCACGAAAUACCAUUACAACGUCUUCGGCUAAGAAUCAACAACCGACUGCGAAGAGAUGUCGUUGUUUUCGCGGCGAGCUGCCCUCAGUGCGGCUUCGGUAGGAUUUACCACGGCUUUUCCCUAUUAUGGGAGUCAGCGGACCGCUUACGACUUGGCGGAUGACGCACAGGAAGUCCAGGAUUUGCAAAACGGGAUGAUGCUGGAAGAAGACUAUGGCCAAAAGACUAAUAUUUGCUGGUGUUGUUAAGUUGUACUGCUGUUACAGUAAUGGAUUUUUUUUACAUGCUAAACAAAAAUAAAUGAUCCCUCCAUGAUUUUUACUGUAAGAGAAUGCUGCUGGAAAAGGAGUCUACUCAUACUCAAGACCACUACGUGUUGGUUCGUGAGUAUGAGCACACCUUUUCCUUUCAUAGCAGAAUCAUGCUGGAAGAAGAAUACGGCAACAGAAUAUCCUGUUUGUUUUUUAGUUCCCAAGUACAACUCGUUGUUGAGUCCUAGCGGGACAGGAGGACAGCUGGACAAAUGACAGCUGGACAGAAGGAAACUAAAUCAGUCAGCCUGUUAGAAUUUAAUCAGUACUAUACUCCUCAAAUCCGUCAGCCUGUUAGAAUUCAGUCGGUACUGUAUUCCGGUCGUUGGGGGUGAGUCCACGCUGGUCCCUUGUUGUUGAGUCGGCUGGUUCAUCCUAGCCGUACUUGUAUAGGUGAUUAAUGUGUACAGAGUUUCCUAGAACCAAGAUGAAUAGACACAACUUUCCGAAUUUACUAUUACCACACAACUCUUCUUCCCCGCUCUAAGACCAAAGAAUGGAAGCUGCUGAAGCAGUGGCGGAGCAAGUUGCGAUCGAGGAGGCUCUCGACGAUAUGCUUGGCGUCCAGGAUAAAAGAAUCGAAAGCCAUUUCGUCAACACAGCUUCCCAGAGUAUGUUGGAAGCAGAUAUGACCGAUAGAAGCUGGUCGAAUAUGGGUACUUACGACUCAAAACCAAAUCUCUUUUUUGUGGAUGAUGGAGGGUACGAGAGUACAAUUUUUUAAUCCCCAACACGCAAAAAAGCAGAUGGAUAAUAUUAAUGAUCCCGUCUCUUGUUACUCUUUGAUACAACUGCGCCACCAAAAAUAUCCAUUCUCACAUCGUCAACAACAGGUUCUGAGCCACUCUGCAUGGACACUAAGACGCCGAUCCCGAACACGCCUGCGCCUCUGUACUCCAUGAUGACGCGAGAUGGACGUUGCGGACCGUCCCAGGGAAACCAAGCAUGCAAGACUGGGUGCUGCAGUCAAUACGCUUGGUGCGGAGACGGACAUGAUUUUAUGGGUCUCUUUCUAAUGAUAACAAGGAUACCUGAUAACAAGGAUUAGGAUAGGAUACCUGAUAACAAGGAUACCAACAAGGAUAGCACUUACCCUCAGAACAUCAUGAAGUCUCGUCCAACUAGUACUCUAUUCCUCGCUAUAAUUGUUCCUAGGAAUGCGAAUGUCUUUCUUGUAGUGUGCUGUUGGUGUUGCUUUCAUCAAAUGCCCCUGAGGAGAUAUCAGGAAACUUCAAAUGGGAAGAAAAGUUCUAAUUCCUGGUGUGAUUGCAAUGCUGGAUGCGAUCCCCGUUUCGGACGCUGUGAAGCCAAUUGGCAUGACUACACUCUGGGAGAAAACAUCUGUGCGAUGCCUUCCCAUGUAAACGAUGCGAUGAAGAAUCUCUUAUGAGACACUGAUAAGAAGAAUCUCUUAGAUACAGUCAGAUGAGUAUCGAAAUCGAAAAAAGUUGAAAGUACAAGUUACAAUUCUCGGCUCCUCCGAUAUCCGUAGUUUUGUGGCCGAAUGUACGGUCUUAUGCGCCCCCAGUAUGUAACUUGGAUGACAAUAGUUGAACAUGUUAAUUGAUUGUUUGAAAGGGCGGUGGCGUAUAGUCCUAAACCAAAAAAAAAAAAUCUACGGGUACUACGGACAGUGCCAUCAGGGACCCACACAUGACAUGUUCUCUAUCGCGCCUCUGCUAGUGCAAAUGAAGAAGUGCGCUUGUCAAUACUGCGCCACUCCAACCACCUUUCCUCCCUUUUCCCACCUCUCUUUCCUCCCACUGCCUACAACCUCUCCUCCUCCUUCAUAUCCCUUCCAGGCUCAACAAGACGGACAGAUGUACUCAUCCAGUUCGAACACGGCCAGUCUUUUCGACUCCGAGAUCGCCGAUAUGCAUCGCGCCAUGCCCACUGCGACGUACGAGCAGUUCUACAAUUAUGGACAAACUUUUACAUGAUUCUGAUUUUGAUUCAUUGCAUUCUUCACAACUUGAAACAUCCUUGCCUUAUACUUUAUUUGUUUCUAAGAAGAUCAAGAUGAAAAGUAUUAAGUCAAGGAUAUUUGUUGUGAAGAAUGCAAAAGUGCUGGAGCCUUCUCUAACGCAAUGGUUUCAAAUGCCUCAAAGACGAGUGGCCUUCUCUUACCUUGCCUCAGUUACAGCGCAUGGUCGUCGCGGUUGGUACCAAAGCCAAGAUUCGAGAGGUCGUCCACAGUUCUCUCAUUUUGCACGAAUUCGCGGAUGCAGUACAACUUGAGUAUGUGUGGAUUUGGCUGUUGUCCUUGCGCAGCAGUUUCAGCCAGUACCAAAACGUGGAGAUCACGCGCGUUGCGAUUUUCUUGCGCUAUAUUCGCGGUCACCUGUGCGCAGAGAAGGUGCGAUCCUGUGAUGAUGUGACGCUGAAAUUACGGCUUUGUACCUGAAAAUGAGACAGUUGGCUGGGGCGAUGAUGGCCUGUGCGUACCUGAAGAUGAGAUGGAAUACAUACUUAUAUUGUAAUACAUACAUGCUGAUUGUAAUACAUACAUACGAAGUCCCAGAGGAUACAUACUUACAAAGUCCCACAAUUACCAGCCAUAAUAGCUCCGUUGACCUAGUGAACACCGUUUAUAUUUACCGUUUACCGUUUAUAUUUACCGUUUUGUAUAUUUGCCGUUUUGUAUAUUUACGGUUUUGUAUAUUUACGGUUUUGUAUAUUUACGGUUUUGUAUAUUUACCGCUUAUAUUCACCUGUGGUUUAUGUUUAUCGCUCACGUUUACCGUUGGUUUAGAUUUCCCGUUGAUAUACUCCAUUUAGUGAACACAUUUUUCAUUGUUCAGCAGUAUUGCAAACUCUUUCAUCCAAAUAAGGAAGAUAUAAACAAGUUCCUCCUCCUCAUCCUCUAAUCCAAGCCAGCGUGGACGCUUUGCAACGUGUUGCUACGCACUUUCCGCAUGACCAACUGCCCGAUAUCGAUCGUGCCUAUACGCAGAUGCGCUUGCAGUGGGAUGGUUUGGGAUUUUUCCAGUUUGCGGAUGCGAUGGGCAUGUUUGCGAAUGCACUCUUGCAGGGCAACGGAGCAAAGUUGCCGCCGUCUCAACAGACCCUUACGCCACAAGGAGCUGGCUCACUGCUAGCGCCUCAGGGACUCACGUUGUCUAGCGCAGCGCAGCCCGGAUUUGCAGGGUUAUGCACGGACUAAAUGGGGUAUCUUAGUAGAGAAAAGGACUAAAAGUGCUAGAUAAAAGGGCAUUUCUCUCCCAAGUGAAGAGAUACUAGAAUAGCGUUCCAUGAAGUGAUGCAGUGAAGUAGAACCAUUAAUGGAAACUACCUUUGUUUUUCUUUUAAUGGCACUACUUUGAUGAAGUAUGUUAUGUCUUGAUUUAACAUGGCUUGAUUUAACAUGUCUUGAUCUUAUCAAGGCUCACGUUGUCUAUAGCGCAGCGCAGCCCGCGUUUGCAGGGUUAUGCACCAUAGGACUAAACAAUAGUAUAGUUUGCUAGGGUUUUUAUGCAUAGUCCGCGCAUAGGACUAAAUGAGAAUGUUGAGAUCACAAUCUUCUUCCCUUGACCUUGAUGAAUUGAUGAAUUGAGUAGUCUCUAGUAGUCUCUAACUUCUCUAACCCAUGAAUUUAGUAGUCUCUAACUUCUCUAACCUCUCCCAUCGGCGGGCCGCAGUACGUUGUCCCCUUGGACCUGAUCAAGUCUUCUCUGCAGGAGCUGAAAACGCGUACCUACUUGGAAGGGGAGUCCAUCAUGGUCAUCAUCGAGAGUCUCACCUCCCUCUUCGCGACUGGGCAACCGAGUUCUUUGCCCUUGUUCUUCAGUGGUCUGGUUGAAUUGCUGGACACGUUUUCUUUGACGAAGACGCAGCCAGUUGCCAGUUUGGCACCUACGAUUUCGCAGGUACUGUAAUUAUUUAGAAGUUUUUUUAAUUUGUAGCGAGUUUGGCACCUACGAUUUCGCAGGUACUGUCUAAGAUUAGAAAUUUGCUCAGCCUUUCUGUAAAGCAACGAUUGGAUCUUUCUGCUCUUAAGCAACUAUAUCAAGUGAUCCAUACAAUAGUUCCUCGAAGACCACUAGGACCCAAAAACCAAUGAUAAGGCUUUUGCACAAACGAGUGCUCCGUUUGGCGAGAUUGCUUCGAUGCUGUCCAAGAUCCGCGACUUGUAUCCAACUGACUCCCGUCCUACGCUUCCGAUGUGCAUUGAGCUGUUCACGCAGUUUCUGGCUGCACACCCAAGAGAGGAACCUGGCGACUUCCGUUCCAUUCUGGAUACCAUGCGCCGCGAUACACCGGCUCUGGCUACGGUCGGCUGGGGUGAAGGGGUUGCUAAUGGCGAUGCUGCCACGGUCUUCGCGUUGGAGAAGUUAAGAUUUUGAUUUUUUUAUCCUCCUAGUACUAUAAUUAUGAAAUAGAAGUAGUAUCUUAGGCAGCUCGCCGAAUAGAUUAAUUAUGAAAUAAGUACUACUAGUACCGGCGGUGUAAGUAACCUCUUCAGUCUCAAUUUCUAAGGCAAGAAUUACCACAGCAUUUUACUCGUGGAGGCUAUCCUUUGGUGCAAUCCGAUAUCGACUCUGGUGUGGAGCAGUUGAUUCAGGCUUAUGGCGGUCCGAAUGAGGUGCAACGCAUGGAAGUGGUUUCCAGUCUGCUACGUGCGGGAAAACGGUUUGGUCCGCUGUUAGGGCAGGGUUUUUACCCGUAUACAAUUGACUUUGACUACAACUAUCAUCACGCGGUUAGAGUAUUUUGUCUCGUAGGCGACCUUCCCUUGUAGCACGUCUGCGCAUAAAAAAUGAGACUUUCUCCUCCAAUUAUCUCCACGUCCCUUCAAUUCUAACCUCUGCCGAUUUCUACAACACGGUGGAGGCAUUGAAGCCUUUGGCCUCGUCGGGUGGUGGCAUUUUCUUCGGCGGUGCGGUGCGCAAGUUCAGACUCCGCACUGUGGUGGCCUCGUUGGAGGUGUUGAGUCGAUUUUCGGAUGUCGCCCAUCAAGGAAGUGUGGGAACCACUGAGAUUAUGAACUUUGAAGACACCAGAUCAUUAGGUAUCGAUGUCCGCAUCGUUAGUUUUCCCCUAUUUGCACUAUCAGCAUUUAAUUUAGUGACCGAUUAUUAACGUGUAGUGAAGAAUGUCAUAGCGUUUCAUUUUCAUUUACAGUCUAGUCAUAGAAGGCAGUAUAAGUCAUACGCGUCGCUCUAAUCUGCGUCGUGAAAACGGCAACUUGUUGGCGAAUUCCCCGUCGACGCUUGUCUCUACCGCGGUACCCCUGACUACCUGUGCUGCGACUAUGUCCGCGAUGCAAACUGAGCUGGCUAAUGAUGAUGAACUCUUUGCCGUGUCCGUCGAUUUUGCCAGUUUGAAAGUCGGGCUUGCGGAUGAAGUGACUUAUGGAAAAGAAGGAUAGAGGUCGGUAUAUUUGCUCCAUACUUAGCUGGUUUUUACGUAAGUAUGCUAGUUCUCAAAUGGUAUUCUUAUUUCGCCAGUCGUAGCAAAUCUGGAUGCAGAAGAGAGCGUACUUAUUUAGAAAUAGAGAACAAGCAAAAUGACCACACCUCAUCUUCUAAUUUUCUCUCCUCGAUGUUUGGACGACCAUGAGCGACAUCAAGAAGGAUCUCGCCCCCACCGAGAGCUGGCGUACAGUCGCUGACAGUUUGCACCGCUUGCUCACCAAGUUUCGCCGAGUGACGCAUCUCCACCAUCUCCAUGACAUGUUGGCUGAUGCGAAGGCCCUCUACAAAAUCACCAGUCUGGACGAUUUGCUGCAACCAUUGGUCGAAUUCGAGACUGAGUUUGUCUCUUUUCGCGAACAAGGCAGUUUGGAGGAGUUGAUGGAGUUUUUGUUGGACUUGCGUGGGGCAGAACGAAAAAUCGGCAUUGUCAACGACAAGAAAUUGGGGACGCAGGAGGUCACCCGAUUUAUUCAAUAGAGAGGAUUAUGAAAAACGUUUUUUAGGUCGUCUUGUUGAAUAUUUUUCCCAAAGAAUAUGUAUCUCUAUGUUCGUCCUCUGUUCAAGAUGACCCUGGAAUUUCCUAUCCUUCUCAACCCAAACAAAAAACACCAGACCUCUCUUUCCGCCGCAACGCAUUCGAUCAUCGAGCUUCAGCCGUUUGCUGCGAAAUUUGCGAAGCCGACCGAAUUUUUCGAUGCCCUCGCAGAAGCUGUGGACUAUCUGGAGCCUGCUUUCCGUGAUUCCCAUCUGACGUUUGCCAACAUGGCGAGUUCCUUCGCACGUUUCCAUGCCGAUUUUCUGCACGCAGAUGUGGGAGGUGCGUUGAAAAGAGGUCAGGAAGUGAGCCUCCACUUAAGGCACUGCGAGUUAAAGAAAUAUUCAGUCUCUGGUCUUCCUCGUUCAACAUCGUCAUCAUUUGCACAGCCCAUUUCUCAGUGUUUUCCCUUUGGAAUAUGUGAAAUUAUAGGCAAAAAUAAAUGAAAUAUUUCGACGAGCUCUAAUACACGACUUGAUCCAUGCGAUGCGGAGGAUCCAUGAAUACUACCCACUCUCCAGUUUGGACGCGACACUGACGGCCUUGGGCAGAUUGCCGGGAUUGUUUCUUAUGAAGACAGCGCUGAUCUAAUAGGAAUACCACAUGCAGCUUUCUCACUAGCCUGGUAAGGAUACCACAGUAGCUGUAGUUUCCUUACAGUCUUUCUCUUCCUCUACCUUCUCUUCUAUCUUGGUUUUUGUCUUGCUUUCUAAUCACUCAGAGGUCACCAUGCAUCAGCUGAUCGAGGAGGUGAUUGAGUUGAGGCAGGUUGAUAUCGCCCUAGUGGUGGACGAACUGGAGAGCUAUCGCAAGACAGCGCCAAGGCUGACAUGGGAGACUGCGAAAAAAAUCUACAUCAAGAAGCAUCCUGGGAGUGCUUUCGGGGACGUGGGAGGGUCGUUGUUUGGAGGGCUCUUUCGGUUGAUUCUUAUGGAUUUGCUGGGAGAUAGAAAUUUAUUGAGGAUUUAGAUAGAAAUUUAUGAUAUACCAGUAACCUGCUUCUAUUCGAAUGGACAAGCUACAACUUGUGGAGAUUUGUCGGUUAUCUCUUUCUAAAAUCGAUUAUCUCUAUCUAAUAAUCGAAUUUACAGUAUAAAAAUUUCAUACCCUUACCGUGAUGACUUACCUUAUCAUACUUCCCCUUUCCCCCUCAACAUUGCUAAUCACCUCUGGCUGUUCUGGUUUGCUCUCUACAUGGGUGGUGGCGCCUUAGUGGUUUUUGCAAUGUACAUGGCCAUGCUGAGAUUUGUUCCUGGAUUUAUGAACGGACGCUCUAUGCCAGAGAUGCCAGAUUGGCAGGAGUUUCUUCGCAACGGCGCGGACCUAAAAAAGAUGGCGGGUGCUUUGGGAGCAAGCCCCUUGCAAGCCAGCUCGCCGCUUUCGAUGGAGGCAGGUUACGGUUCUUUCCGCACCGAAGACGAUUUCAGCCUCGGAACAGCAGGAGGAGCAGCUCCGAGUGUGGCGAUUUAUGACAAGAACCAAGUAACAACAAUUAUUCACAAUUGUUUUUUAAGUGGUGUUGUACUUGUUGUGAUAUGAUCAGAAGAUCCGCGAAAUCUUUCCGUUCCUAAGUUCAUGAAUGUGAGGGUCUAAUUCAAGGAUCAACUCGGAGGUUCUUUGAGUGGAGCGAGUCAUCUUGGCGGAGCGAGUCAUUUUUGCGUUCCUAAGUUCGACCUUCAUAUUCAUGAACUUAGGAAGGGAAAGAUUUCGGGGAUCUUCUGACCAUAUCAUAUCAUUUGCCUGGCGAUCUUGGUCAUUUUGAUGAUCUUUAUCCUUGUGAUCUUUGUGAUUCUUCUAGGAUUAUGACCUUGGCCAACAGUUGCACUGCUUGCCAGAAGAAGUUGUUGUAUUAUUAUUUGCUCUAAUUCAAGGAUCAUACCACGGAAUUCCCUAUAGAGCUGCCUAUAGAGAUGCCUAUAGGGCUUCCUAUAGGGUUUCCUAUAGGGUUUCCUAUAGGGUUCCCUAUAGUGCUGCCUAUAGAGAUGCCUAUAAGGCUUCCUAUAAGUCCGCGGUCUCAAAUACGGGGUCCUAUAGGGGGUCCCUAUACGAAGGCCCUAAUAGGCGUUUCCUAUAGAGCCUCCUAUAGGGCUCCUAUAGGAAAAGCCUAUAGAGUUUUGGUUUACCUCUUGUAUAUAUACCUGUUAAUUUGCUCUAAUUCAAGGAUCAUACCACGGAAUUCGGAGGUUCUUUGAGUGGAGGUUCUUUGAAGACGUCACCGGCCGAUACUGCGAAAAACGCUGUUUCGACACUGUAUGCUAUGGGAGCCAAGGCAGCUAGUGCGGUUUCCCAUGUAGCGGUAGCACGGGGCAUGCGACGACGUGCGCCCAGCGAUGAGCCCAGCGUUGUCGCGAAAUCCUCAUUGGAUGACAUCGAGGCAGGAGUGAUCAAGAUUAUGGCCCCUUUUUUGUGUGCCCAUCGGAUCAAUAUUUUGAGCACCAUCUUCAUCUCUUUGGUUGUUUUUUUUUUCGGAAUAAUUUUGUUGUUAGUUCCUACAAGAGUAUUGAAUAAGUACAAGGAAAAUAUGGCACCGAGAUGAGGGAGCCAGCUAUACCGAGAUGAGGGAGCCAGCUAAAAAGGAAUACAUCAAGGGAACACUCUUAUAUCGAAUACAUCAAGUGAAGAACACUCUCACUCUAACACAAGUCGCAAUGUGGCAGACAUGCGUUCGCCAAGUGAUGUACGCCAUCCACUGCAACGUGCGCCAUCGUCCAGCUCGAACAGCAGCUCCGACAACUCUGAGGCUGGAUUGCUAUCGGCAAUGAAUUUAAGACCGGUUCACUACUGGAUUAUUAUUCACUGGAAGUAUCAAAGCUAAAAAAACACUGGUUGUAAGUACAUGUAACUCGCUCCUCUUCUAAUAAGCAACGCCGCAGCCGCCCCGUCACAGCUUGUGGAUCCUUUUGCGCCUAGCGCCAGUAUGCCAGAUCCCUUUGCGCCUAGUGCCGUCGGUUCAUUUGGGGAUAUGGGUAAUUCUGCAUUAAAUGUGAAUUGGAGAUAGAAGAUAGAAAUUUUGUAGAUGGGAUAGAAGAAAUCUUAAUCUACUAGUAGGCAGACUACAUUUAUUCAUGAGAAUCAGAAUGAUUUUUUUGAUUUUUUUGUUGUUGAAGAUUUGCACAUGUUUCAUCUCUCAGAUUUCGGCCACGGGCCAGAUUUCUCUAGAACCGGACUGGAGAGUUCGGCACCAAGCUGGAACACGGAGAAGGAUAUGACGCCGACACAGGACGCAGGCAAACGAGGAGGCUUUGAUGAUGUUUUCGAACUAGACGACAUUUUGUCGUAAGUACUUAAGUAGGUAAGAGAAAAUCAACAUCUUAGAUAAGAGAAAUGAACAUCUUAGAUCAUCAACGUUUUUGACUAGAAGUAGUGUUGAAGGAAAUGAGAGUACUCUCCUGAAUGGAUGUGGGUUUCGCUUAAGUAGAAGGCCGGUGGACGACAACUUUAGGGGAAACACACUCAGGGGAAAACCACUCAGCCUUCGAUGAUUGGGGAGCUACUACUACUAGUACUACAACUUCUAGAUAUAUCUGUAUUUAGGUAGCUCAUUAUGCUCGCUGAACUCUCGUUAUCAUGUUAAGAGAAUUUUCCAAAAGUUGUAGCUAUGGUUUACUCGACAGCAAUUACCAAGGAGAAUCACCAAAAUGUAUCAUGAACAGUACCGUGUUAACUUUCAUCAUUCGUCCACAACUAGAAGUAAGAAUUAUCCUUGUCACAACAUCCAAGAUAUGAGUCGAAAUUGUCAUAAAGGCUGACUUAGAGAAGUUUUGAAACGAUUGUUUAACUGUGUUUGCGCAUAGAUAUUUCAGAAGAUCACUCAAUAUUUCGUAACAAGCUCUCGCUCACUUCGCAUUGGAAGUUCUACUAAGAAUAUUAGGUUUCUGACCGCACUAUCAGGUUUCCAACCUCUUGCACAGUAGUUGCAUAGCAGAACAGGUAAAGAAAACAGGCACAGACAAAGAAAUGAAGCAACCAUCUCUACUCUUAUUCGAAGUUGUAUCGUCCACUCGAAUGGUCGGUUGUUGUAUAGCUAGUAAGUAUGUCAUAGAAGUAGAUCUAGAAUGUAAGAAUACAAGGUAGUUUUCGCUUCUAUAUUUAUUAUUCGCAACAUACCUCCUUCCCUGUUAAUAUUUACGACGUUCGUGGUCAGAACUAACAGAGAAGAACUAAAGAAGAACAACAAACCUCGACUUAUAUAUGAUGCAAUGAACUACAUCAGAAGUUCUUCGUUGAUCAAGAACAGUAUCGGGAAGGGAAUGAGUGUGCAGUCUGAUACCAAGGAGGAGCCCAGCUUCCGAGGUACCAAGUUUCCGAGGUACCAAGUUUCCGAGGUAACAAGCUUCCGAGGUACCAAGCUUCCGAGGUACCAAGCUUCCGAGGUACCAAGUUUCCGAGGUACCAAGCUUCCGCAUACACUGCUGCGCUUAUUUUCUUUCCGACUCUGUUGUCAACGGUAGAACUAGAAGUUUUUAAACAUCAAGAGGGACGAAGCAACUCGCUUGUAGCUGAUCUGUUAGGGAGUGCCUUGGCUCCAGGGUAAACAGACAGCACUGCGUCUUUUCACUCUGAUUCUAGCUCGUCAGGCUGUACUGCACUACACCAGACCGAGCUAUCCGUUAGCCAAUCGCUCGACUAGAGCUUUUUCAUCAAUGAAAUACACGAGUAUUCUUCUACUUAUACCCCAUGCCCAUAAUCCUUAUAAUGUAGGGAGCUAGGCAGGGAAAGGCUAGGCUCGAAUCAGAGCUUAACAGGCACUCUCCGAUGUAUGAAUAUGAGUCAACAAAAAUGAAUCAAAGUCGAUAUUAUGAUUCUACUCAUUACGGAACAAAAAGGUAGCUUGAAUAAUCAUCUAAAUAUUAUUUUCGAAAAACUUAAGACAGCCUCACGACCCUCAUGAUUCAACAUCCCAAGAAAAAGGUCUACUUUUAUUAUAUUUCCAGCAAAAUCGUCCUUCCCUCACAGAUUCAAAUGUUCAUUUCUCUUCUGCCUCUCAAUGGAACUCCGGUGCUGAUAAGCCACACAAUAUUAAAGUCAACCGAACUCAUAUAGUAAAUCACAGGAUUAAAUAUAAAAUCAUGAUGUUCAUAGAUAUGAUCAUAAAAAUAUAAUGAGUGGAAGUCCUGGUACAAAGAUAGAUGAUGAACCUCUUGUGGUCACAUUGAUAAGAAUGAAUAUUCCCUAUGUUCCUUUAUCCUAACCUAUGGUCCUCCAUUAUCCUCUAGUACAACAUCUCAAUCAUUGCGUGUCAUGCAUGAUAUCCUCUUGCAUAAAAUGCUCGUUCCUGUGAUCUUAAAAAACCCAAAAAUGGAUACCGACGACGAGGAUGCACUAGGGGUAACACGAACGACGAGAUUAUCCUCAUUUCACGUCGUGUUUUCACACCAACGAGGAGACUAUCCUUCUUUCGUCUAUUGCUACCCGACCCAUAAGAUUGAGCAUUAUUUCCUCAUUCACAGCUAUCACUGUCAUCCCAGCAGUUCUAAAAGAAACCCACUGCUACGACGCUACCAUUGUCAUCCCAUUUCAUCCGAUAGCACCCCACUGCUACGCCAAUGUCUGAAAGAAGGCGGACAUUGCGAAAAAAGAACGCUGCUAUGUAUACGACUAUGUAUACGACUAUGCGUGCGACUAUGUAGACGACUAUACAGGCGACUACGUGCACGACUAUGUAUACGACUAUGUAUACGACUAUACAUACGACUAUGUAGACGACUAUGUAGACGACUACGUAUACGACUAUGUAUGCGACUACGUAUACGACUAUAAUGCGCACGACUACGUAUACGACUAUGCACGCGACUACGUAUGCGACUAUGUAUACGACUAUACAUACGACUAUGUAGACGACUAUGCAUGCGACUAUGUGCGCGACUCUGUAUACGACUAUUUAUGCGACUAUGUAUGCGACUAUGUAUACGACUAUGCAUACGACUACGUAUACGACUAUGCAUGCGACUAUGCGUGCGACUAUGUACGCGACUACAUAUACGACUAUGUAUACGACUAUGUAUACGACUAUGCAUACGACUAUGCAUACGACUACGUAUACGACUAUGUAUGCGACUAUGCGUGCGGCUAUGUAUGCGACUAUGUAGACGACUAUGCAUACGACUAUGUAUACGACUAUGCAUACGACUACGCAUACGACUCUGAAGUUUUUCAACACACAAAAGUAUCUUGUUUCUCAUCGCGU